ACGCGCUAAUCACGUUUCUGCGAGAAUUAAAUCACAGUACGCCACACUCGAACAACAUUACGCACAUACAUACAUACAUGCAUAGAACGUUAUAGGUAUGGUUAUAUAUGUGAUGCCUUAAAUUGCUCGAUUUGAAUAUCAGUUGGCCUCUCAGCGCUCAAUAGGCCAAAUGAGUUGUUAUAAACGUGUUUUGAGCUUGGCCCAAAGUGAGACACGGUUGAGUACGAAUGCCUGUACAUACACAUACACACAUACUCGUGUAGAACGACGUUUGUGCGCAACACCUGAGCCAUGUUAGCCAAAUAGUGUCUGGUUAGUUGUGUUACGAUCGAUGUUGGGCGCUGUUAUACUCUGAAAUGUUCGUCGGCAGUAGAAAGACUCGACUCGACUUGUUUUCAAUAAAUAAUAAAAUUGAUUUACAAUUAUAAUUACAAAGUUUUAAAUGUGAUAGAAUAUUUUAAAUAUAAAAUCAUAUACUGAAGUCGAGAUAAAAAUGCAUAGAAGACUAAACUAAACAUAUAGAAUAACUAUAAAAUAUUGAAGCCGUGUUAAAUUCUCUGCAAAUUAUCCCCGACAAAUAGAGAAACAUAUCAAAGUACAUCAUAUUCUGUCUAAAUACUCAUAACAGUACCGCAUUGAUCGCCGAACGACUUAACGGCUUUUGAAUUAGAAAGUAAUGCAACUAUAACGGACACAAAAUGCCGCGAAAACUAUUGAAAUUCCUCAUAAUCUUCGAUAAUACAUCGCUCUUAUAUUUCCCGGGCCAAUUUCUAUCUGGUCGCGUACUGAUCGAACUACAAGAUGACACACCCGCUUUGGGACUGCACUUCCAUGUGGUCGGCGAAGGUGUAGUACGCGCCGGUACAGCACGACAGGAGCGUACUUAUGACAAAGAAAACUAUAUUGAUUUUCGUAUGCGUCUUUUGGGCGAUGUAGAUCAAGGACCCUCAGUGCUGUCGCCUGGCAUACACAGUUUUCCAUUUAAAUUGGGUCUUCCCGUGGGAUUGCCAUCUACGUUUUUAGGACGUUACGGUUGGAUACAAUACUAUUGCAAGGCGGCAUUGCGUGAACCGAAUGGACUGAUACACAAAAAUCAUCAAGUAUUCAUUGUGAUGAAUCCGAUCGAUCUAAAUUUGGAGCGACCCAUACUAUCGCAACCAUUUACUUGCGAGAUCGAGCACAAACUUGGUGUGGCCUGUGUGGGCGGCGGCAAAGUUGUCGCUCGAGUGGCACUCGAUCGCGGCGGUUAUGUGCCGGGGGAGAGCAUAUUGAUUACUGCAUACAUAUCGAAUCACAGUAAUGUGACGAUUAAAAAGACAAAGGCCUCGCUAACAGAGACCAUUGAGUAUUUGGCACGCGGUAAAGUGGUGCAAACGGAGAAACGCGCGUUGGCCGCUUUGGCGCGCGGCAAAAUUCGUCCCGGCGGUAAGGAUGAAUGGCAAAACGAUAGUCUGUACGUACCACCGUUGCCGCCGACAAAUUUACAUGGCUGCCAUUUGAUAAAAAUCUCCUAUGAUGUAUUCUUCGUAAUCGAACCGAAAUCUUUGGAGAAAGAAAUCAAGCUACAGUUACCCAUAGUGUUAGCGACAUACCCGUUUCGCAAUAACAGUAAUGAUGUCUCGAAUACUUGGCCAGAUUCUGUGCUGAAACCGGAUACACACUACCCUUCAACAUUACCAAUUUUUCGUCCAUGGUUGCAUGAGAAACCCGAACCCAAUUGAGUGUGAGAUCAAGAAUUUAUGGAAAACAAGCGACCAGUGAUUACGUUAAAAGAAAAUCAUAUAAAAAAAAUAGUGAAGUAAAAUACUUUAAUGUGUGAUUUACACCUUAUUUGUUGUUACUGACUUGCAAUUACACUAAGUUGUUUAAUAUUUACUCCAACUUGUUAUGUGCCUAAAUAAAAUUACUAUUAUAUUAUUUGCGCGAACAAUUGUAUAUAAAAUUAAAAAUUUUUAACUUAUAACUUGAUAAUUUAACACAUUUUAAUUUGAUUUUUUUGAUGCGAAAUUUUUCAAAUGUACUUCGAAGCAAAGCUUUUGAUUCAUUAAUCUAUUUGAUUUCACAUUUAGAUUUAUAUAAAUAAAAACACUCACAUAGUUUCUUUUUUUCUUAAUUUCGUGCAUAUAUUUCCCUUUGAUACUAUAAAUAAGCUUAUUUUGGAUGUGAGUCUCGAAGAUUACGUUGAAAGCCAUAAUAAUUUAGCUUCUACACAUACAUAUUUACUGUAUUGUAUUGUACUUAUUUGAA
Zeugodacus cucurbitae (melon fly) is the source of this 2247-nucleotide messenger RNA. RefSeq names its product arrestin domain-containing protein 17 (gene Vdup1). Lineage: Eukaryota; Metazoa; Arthropoda; Insecta; Diptera; Tephritidae. Gene Ontology annotation, cellular component: cytoplasm. The transcript is spliced from 4 exons. Gene Ontology annotation, biological process: protein transport. The record is from RefSeq and is a predicted model, not a curated record. Bases 699 to 1721 code for a protein of 340 amino acids.